Cyphellophora attinorum is the source of this 3285-nucleotide messenger RNA. Its product is annotated as Linear gramicidin synthase subunit D. Bases 1 to 3285 code for a protein of 1094 amino acids. NCBI's taxonomy places the organism in Eukaryota, Fungi, Ascomycota, Eurotiomycetes, Chaetothyriales, Cyphellophoraceae. The record is from RefSeq and is a predicted model, not a curated record. The transcript has a single exon.
AUGUCUAUAACCGAGACCUUGCCGCCGCCUGCAGCGACGACUCUUACUACAUCAAACACCAAGCAGACAUUACAACAACCACCGAGGCCACCACCGACCAAGUUCCAUACUAUCGAUGGCAUACUCAAAUCACACAUCGCGGAAGGAUUCGAUGGUACGAUACUUGCAUAUCCAGCCACACCCAACGGCACCAGCGACUUCGAGGAGUACUCGCCAAAGGAUCUGGAUAGAUUCGUCGAUGCAGCAGUCGCGAAAUACAUCAGCAGCGGCAUUGAGCCAGCAGACCCCAGUCUCCCAGAAGCCCCCGUAAUUGCCGUUCUGUCACCAUCAAGUCUCGAAAUCGUGGUCACAAUAUGGGCUAUGAAUCGGAUGGGAUAUGGCUUGCUCUUUCUAUCCACGCGACUGGCGGCCGACGCAUACGCGCGUUUGAUGGAGUUGUCGAAUUGUGAUAGACUCAUCACUUCGUCAGGAUUCGAGCGAAUGGGCCAGGAUAUUGCCAAGAUUCGGGAAUGCAAGCGGUAUCCUCUCAUCACACGGCCAGACUUCCGUCAUGUCCAGAACCCUCCUGUGUUCAAGCGAGAGGGCGCCGAUCCGCUCAAGGAGACAAAUAAGCUUGGCUGGAUCAUCCAUUCUUCGGGGAGCACUGGCUUUCCCAAACCCAUCUUCCUCACGAACUACCAGUGUCUGGCGAACUUCGUCAAGAAGCCUGGCAUGCGAGCAUUCUGUGUCUCGCCUCUCUUCCACAGCCACGCAUUGAUGGAGCUGGGAGGGGCAAUAUAUCUACAGAAACCUAUGUUCUUGGGCAAUUAUGCUUUGCCGGUCACUACACAGAACCUGAUCGAAGGCAUGUCAGUUGCUCGGCCGGAUCUGUUUAAUGUGGUGCCAUACGUUCUUAAGCUGAUGUCAGAAAGGCCCGAGGGCCUCGCGGAACUACGGAAGGUCAAACUCGUUCUAUACGCUGGCAGUGCUUGCCCGGAUGCUUUGGGAGAUCUGCUGGUAGCGAACGGUGUGAAUCUUGUGGCGAACUACGGCUGCACUGAGACAGGCUUCAUCAUGAGCUCGGUCCGGAAUUACGAUACCGAUAAAGACUGGGACUACUGCCGACUGGAGUACCCGAUCGCCAAGCACGUCCUGAUGGACGAAGUCUCACCAGGUGUAUUCGAAUGCGUGGGACUGGACGGCUUGCCAUCUAAAGGACCAUCAAAUUCCGACAACCCUCCAAACUCCUUCCGCACCAAAGAUCUGUUCACUCGACACCCAGACCCGGCCAAAUCAAAUUACUACAAAUACUUAGCCAGAUCCGACGACCGUCUGACGCUUGUGAACGGAGAAAAAGUCCUUCCCUUGCCCAUAGAAGGCAGGAUACGACAAGACCCGCUCGUCGAGCAAGCUGCUGUCUUCGGCGCAGGGAAGAGCGUUCCUGGCGUCAUCAUCUUCCGCAGUGAGCUUGCAGCAAACAUGUCCGAUGCUGAACUCCUGGCUGGGAUCAAGCCAUCCAUUGACGAUGCAAAUGCGGCAGCAGAGAGCUUUUCUCGCAUUCCGGAAGAGAUGAUCAUUCCUAUGCCAGCAGGAACGGCCUACCCGAAGACAGACAAGUUCACAUUCAUUCGUGCACAGAUGUACCAGGUUUUUGCGGCGCAGAUCGAAGCUGCGUACGCAGCGUUUGAGGAUACUUUACCCACUCCGUCAGAAAACCUCAAGACAUUAUCAGUGCCGGAACUGGAGAACUUCCUCCUAGACACCUUCCGCGCACGACUCUCCAUACCACUAGCAGCAACCACGACCGACAUAUUCGCUGCGGGCGUCGACUCGCUUCAGACAGCUCGCAUAAACAGCAUCAUCCGUAAGGAGAUCGACCUUGGGUCCAACGCCUCGAAGAUGAGCAGCAACGUCGUGUUCGAGAAAGGUACUGUCGCCGCGCUAGCCCGCCAUCUGUACAGCCUACGCACGGGCGAGGUUAAGCAGGCGACGGACGAUGUCAGCUUGAUGCAGUCGCUGAUUGAGGAGCUGUCGGUCUUCGCACCAUUCACCCCGAGCAGCUCAUUGUCAGAAACAUCAGGCAAGGCAACUGUGCUCCUCACCGGCGCCACCGGCAGUCUCGGUGCAUAUAUCGCAGCAUCACUGCUGUCUCGCCCAAACGUUGGACAAGUCUACUGCCUCGUGCGCGCCAAAUCCGAACUCGACGCGCACCUCCGCGUCCUCUCCCAGAUCUCUUCCCGUGGGACCACCCUCACUGCGGCACAAAUCUCUCGCCUGGUCUGCCUCCCAAGCGAGUUCGCGAACCCAACCCUCGCAAUUCCCGAAGCGCACUACAACCACCUCCUCACCAACCUGACACAUGUGAUUCACUGCGCCUGGCCAGUGAACUUCACCGUGCCGCUGCAGACCUUCCGUCCCGCCCUCCGGGGCCUGCAUAACCUUCUCCAACUCUGCCUGAACGUCAAGCGCUCCCAGCCGGCAAAGUUCUUCUUCUGCUCGUCCGUCUCUGUCGGAUCGAACACACCCAAAGACUCGACGAACGCGGCUUCGAUAGGGGAAACCCUCAUCCCAGAUUUAAGCCACGCUCAGGGAACAGGGUAUGGAAAAUCCAAGCUCGUCGGCGAGCACAUCACGCACCGCGCUAUGGUGACCUACCAACAGCAUGGGCUUGAGGCGAGAGUGCUCAGGAUCGGGCAGCUGAGCGGCGAUCUUGCGAAGGGGAAGUGGAACGAGACCGAAGCAGUCUCCCUCAUGGUUCAGUCGUGCCUCGCCAAGGGUGUUGACUGCUUGCCAGCGCUGGACGAGGAGGUCAGCUGGCUGCCGGUCGACGUAUGCGGCCAAGCGAUCUCAGACCUCGCAUUUCGUGUUGAUGGUGGUUCUGAUUGCAAUGGCAAAAGGAAGAGGGAGGCGGAGUUGGUGUACCACACGCUGAACCCGCAUAAGAUCCACUGGACGCACGACUUCAUUCCAGCAUUGCGCAGAACAAACCUGCUUCCGGAAUUCGAGGUUUUACCGCCGCAGGAGUGGUUGCGGAGGUUGAGGGAAAGCGACCAGGACCCAGCAAGAAACCCGAGCAUCAAAUUGUUGAGCUUCUGGGAAGAGAAGUAUGGGAAGGCGCAAGCCGCUGUGACGAACGAGAAAGAGACGCCACGGACGACGAGCAGCGGCUUGACUUUCGAGACGAGCAGAACGGUGCACGACGCACCAGUGGUGGGCAGUGUGACGCGGGAGGUCAUGCUUGAACAGGGGCAGAAUGGGUACAUUAGUAAACUUGUCGGGAGUUGGAUGAAGACUUGGACUGCGUAG